UCUGGCUGUAAACUAGUAAUAAAUGUGGACACCGAUGAGGUUAAGACAAUCAAAGACUUGAAGUGCUUUCUUAGUGGCAUCUAUUGCGAGGACACCGACAAAAUGAUUUUCAUUCACAAUGAGCAAGCAUCCAAUGAUCGUAUCGUUUGCGAGAACCAGGAGUUGAGACAAAAGUUAAAUCAAAUGGACAUAAGUGGUUCAGAAGAAGGCAGUAGUGAUGGGAAGGGAUCACAGAAUCCGAUGAAGAGAAUGACAGAUAUUUUGACACAAAUCCUAAAUGAGAGCCAAAAGACUAAUAGUUUAAUGAGUGGUGAGAAGGAAAAGGCGUUCAAAACACUGGAAGGCAUCCGACAACUGGUCGGCAACACAGACACUGAAUCGACGGCCAGUACCACACCGUAG
Oppiella nova is the source of this 402-nucleotide messenger RNA. The record is from the annotation of a GenBank genome assembly. Lineage: Eukaryota; Metazoa; Arthropoda; Arachnida; Sarcoptiformes; Oppiidae.